AUGACUCCUCUUUAUUCAUGUGCUUCGUCUAGUGGAUGGGAAAGAAAAGCAGUUAUGGGUUAUAAAUAUGAAGCAAUGGAGAAAGCCAAGGAAUCAAUAAUGAAGUCAUUCAACAAUGAUGAAAGUAAAUACAAUGAUGUAUUUACAAUCAUUGAUAACAGAUGGACAUGUCAACUUCAUCGCCCCUUGCAUGCUGCUGGUCACUUUUUGAACCCAGAGUUCUUUUAUUCCAACCCAGACAUGGAAUAUGAUUUGGAAGUUACAAAUGGAUUAUAUGAUUGCAUCAGGAGGUUGGUGCCAACUCCCAACUUACAAAAGCUAGCAAUCAAGAUUUUAAGCUUGACAUGUAGUUCAUUGGGAUGUGAGCGCAAUUGGAGUGUUUUUGAGCAAAUUCAUUCAAAGAAAAGGAAUAGACUGGACCACAAAAGGUUGCAUGAUUUGGUUUACAUAAAGUAUAAUCAACAACUUGCUCAAAGAUACAAUAUUAGGGAUGAAAUAGACCCUAUUCUAUUGAAUGACAUUGAUGAAUCUUCGGGUAUUGGAGAACUAGUAGUUUAUACAAGGAGAGAAGCAACUAAUAAAAGAAAGCAACCAUCAAGUGAUGGUAUUGUUAUUGGAUCUUCCCAUGCUUCUAAGAAAGGUCCAGGUGCAACUCCAACUCCAACACAACCUAAGAAGGGUAAAAAGAAGACUCAAAUUCAAGUUCAAAAUGAAUUGCAUGAUAGCUCUGAUUCCGAGUUUGAAAGAUUACUUAACUUUGACAAUAGUCUCUUAGAAGGGGAAGAGGAGGAGGGAUAUGCCCCAUUGGAUGAUGACAUUGAAGACAAUCAUGUUAGAGUUGAAGAAGAAUAUGAUUAUUAG
Messenger RNA from Vigna unguiculata (cowpea), 861 nucleotides. RefSeq lists its product as uncharacterized. The record is from RefSeq and is a predicted model, not a curated record. NCBI's taxonomy places the organism in Eukaryota, Viridiplantae, Streptophyta, Magnoliopsida, Fabales, Fabaceae.